This is a messenger RNA of Trichosurus vulpecula (common brushtail), 938 nucleotides long. It is a transcript of the gene PAXX, whose product is annotated as PAXX non-homologous end joining factor. Gene Ontology annotation, molecular function: molecular adaptor activity. Bases 50 to 712 code for a protein of 220 amino acids. The record is from RefSeq and is a predicted model, not a curated record. Lineage: Eukaryota; Metazoa; Chordata; Mammalia; Diprotodontia; Phalangeridae. The transcript is spliced from 7 exons. Gene Ontology annotation, cellular component: nucleus; site of double-strand break; nonhomologous end joining complex. Gene Ontology annotation, biological process: double-strand break repair via nonhomologous end joining.
GCGGGCUGCGCCUCCAGUGAUCUCGGCGCCCCGGCUCCCAGCGCCGGCAAUGCAGCGGCCUGUCGCGCCGGGAUCCCUGUGUAUCUUGCCUGAUGGCUCCGGGCAGGGGCCGCCCCUCUACGUGUGCUACUGCGAGGGCCCGGAGGGGCUGGGGCUGGACCCUGAGCCAGGAGAGACCUGCGCUUUCAACAUAUAUGUGACCGAUGCCCUGGAGCUCUGGAAUGCCAGCUUCACCCCGGAGACCUUGGAGAAACAUAAAGCCCAGCAUGGUCUGGAUGAGGCUGAGGACUAUUCAUCUUGGUUCAGGGUUGCCUGUGACCAGCACGCAGUGUCUUUGACCUUGAAGGAUGACAGCAGUGCUCACCUGACUAUCUCCAGGGAAGCAGAAACCCUGACUUUUAACCUUUCUAAGGUGCCCAGCCCUGAAGCAGCCCCACGACUCCAGGCACUAAUGCUGGGGUUGGCAGAGCAAGUGUGCAGGUUGGAGAGGCAGCUGGCAGCUUUGAAGGAUGAGAUCCCCAGCCCCAGAAAGAAACCCCAGCCAGGUGGGCAGCAGAUGUUUUUGCCAGACUUUUUGCAUACCCUAAAUCUAGAUUCUCGAAGAGGUGCCCCAGGCUCCGUGAUCAGGAAAUGGAUGCCAGGAGAGUCAAUCAUCAAUCCUGGCUUCAAGAGUAAGAAGCCAGCCAGUGGAGUGAACUUCGAAGAUACCUAAGACCUGGUAACUCCUGCAUGAGGCUUCUGCCCCCUGGGAAAUGAGGAUUUGAGGAGUUACAGGGCUCUAAGGAAGCUGAUAGGCCUCAGAGCCCAGACUGAAGGAGAAAGGGGAAGGGCCAAGUUGGCCCUGUCCAGAGGAGUGAUUCAUCCAAAGGAGUGACAGUUGGCUCCCAGAUGCUCUCUAUUUUGCAAAGCAAAAUAAAUCCACAAGUAUUUAUUGUCUA